This is a messenger RNA of Oryza brachyantha (malo sina), 686 nucleotides long. RefSeq names its product 14 kDa proline-rich protein DC2.15-like. The coding region runs from base 92 to 478 and encodes 128 amino acids. NCBI's taxonomy places the organism in Eukaryota, Viridiplantae, Streptophyta, Magnoliopsida, Poales, Poaceae. The transcript has a single exon. The record is from RefSeq and is a predicted model, not a curated record.
GUUGCAGACUAUCACUUACGUAGCCUUGUGUGUGCAACAGCGCAAGUGCUUGUGUGCACCCAGCUCGAGCUAGCUUUCAGCGUAGCCGGCCAUGGCAUCCAGGGCACUCCUCCUCGUGGCUCUUAACCUGGUCCUCUUCUUCACGGUGGCCAGCGCCUGCGGCUACAGCUGCCCAACGCCGGCGACGCCGUCGACGCCGUCAUCACCCUCCUCUUCCGGCACCAAGUGCCCCAAGAACGCGCUGAAGCUCGCGGCGUGCGCCGACGUGCUGGGCCUCGUCAGCGCCGAGGUCGGGCAGCCGCCCUACGAGCCGUGCUGCAGCGUCCUCGGCGGCCUCGCCGACCUCGAGGCCGCCGUCUGCCUCUGCACCGCCAUCAAGGCCAACGUGCUCGGCAUCACCCUCGACAUCCCCGUCAAGCUCAGCCUCCUCGUCAACUACUGCGGCAAGAACGUCCCUAGCGGCUUCAUCUGUGCUUAAUUAAGGUGGCGUUAUUACGUGCUUGCACGCAGCACGCAUGCAUGAACACAGCGUUCGUUCUUGAGUGCCUGCAUGCUAUCGAGUCUUCUCUGCUUACUCUCUCUGUUAUUAGUUCUGAAUGUAGAACUGCUUCCAGAUCGAUCGAUCCACCGAGUUAACUGUACUUGAUUUGUUUCUGUUGCUUCAAUUCCCUGUCAUCAUUUGUUCA